GUGACACCGGGCGGACGCGCACAGUCGAGCUCGACGAGCAGGAAGAGACACGCGGAGGAAACGACCGGAGUGACGAGUGAAGAGUGAAGGAGUGAAGGAGUGAAGAGUGAAGGAGUGAAGAGUGAAGGAGUGACGAGUGAAGGAGUGAAGAGUGAAGGAGUGACGAGUGAAGGAGCGGCCGACCGAGAGGAGGAGGAGAAGAAGCAGCAGGAAGAGGAAGAGGAAGAGGGGGAGGAGUCGCAGGACCCUGCGGUGCUGGAUGUAGCCGUUUUGCGGGAGCUUGAUUUCUUUGCGGGGAAUGUGCGGCUGCUCCGCAACUUUGUGAAUCUGUUCGCCCCGCGGAGGAGCACGCGCCGCGGGAUGGGAGUGACGUGGUCCUCACGGUGCCUCGCGCUCUGCCUGGCUCUGCACAUCGUCUCCAUGCUACAGACGGUGCUGGUCAGCGCUGGUCAAUGUGACUCGGUGUUUAAAGGAUUCUCAGACUGUCUGCUUCAGCUCGGGGAGAACAUGGCCAACUACCCCCAGGACCUGGACGACAGGGAGAACCUGCACAAGAUCUGCACUUACUGGGAUAACUUCCACUCCUGUGCCACGACGGCGCUGGCCGACUGCCAGGAGGGAGCGACGGACCUCUGGGAGAAGCUGAAAAAGGAGUCCCGCAACCUGGAUUUCCGUGGGAGUUUGUUUGAACUCUGUGGCGGCGGCAACGGGGCCCCGAGAUCUGCCGACGCCAGGGGCCUCGCCUUGGUGCUCACCACGCUGCCCAGCGUACUGACUUGGCUGGCGUUUUAACAGAGACCAGGAGAAAAAAUAAAAACACAAA
Scophthalmus maximus (turbot) is the source of this 823-nucleotide messenger RNA. It is a transcript of the gene nrn1a, whose product is annotated as neuritin 1a. Lineage: Eukaryota; Metazoa; Chordata; Actinopteri; Pleuronectiformes; Scophthalmidae. Gene Ontology annotation, biological process: nervous system development; neuron projection extension. The record is from RefSeq and is a predicted model, not a curated record. The coding region runs from base 361 to 792 and encodes 143 amino acids. Gene Ontology annotation, cellular component: plasma membrane. The transcript is spliced from 3 exons.